Molecule: messenger RNA, 1212 nt
Organism: Peniophora sp. CBMAI 1063
Lineage: Eukaryota; Fungi; Basidiomycota; Agaricomycetes; Russulales; Peniophoraceae
Source: the annotation of a GenBank genome assembly
AUGUGGACUACAGGGCGAGAGAUCGCGGCCGGUGAUGUUGCUAUAGCUUUCAUGACAAGGGAUCUCAUUCAACCAUUCGUUGUUGAGCCGGGCAAGGAUCUCAACAACAAGUUCGGUUAUUAUCGUCAUUCCGACCUCAUCGGUCUUCCUUGGGGGUCCAAAGUUGGCUCUCGCAACGGAAAAGGCUUCAUACACAUCCUUCGGCCGACCCCCGAACUUUGGACGCUUGGUCUGCCUCACCGCACUCAAAUUCUAUAUCUUGCCGACAUCUCGCUAAUCGUUUCAUGGCUCAACAUCCGGCCCGGUAGUACCGUGAUUGAAGCAGGUACCGGUUCAGGCUCGUUUACGCACUCGAUAGCGCGCACGGUGGGAUCUUCCGGUAAAAUAUACACGUACGAAUUCCACGAAGCUAGGGCAACCAAGGCACGAGAAGAAUUCGAGCGCCACGGGAUGUCGGAUGCUGUAACCCUCACUCACCGCAACGUUUGUAAAGAUGGGUUCACAGUUGAGAAUGUGGCCGAUGCGGUCUUUCUCGAUCUACCUGCACCCUGGGAUGCCAUUGAGCACGCAAAAAAGGCGCUUCGUGAUGAUCGCACCACCCGGAUAUGUUGCUUCAGUCCAUGUAUGGAACAGGUUCUGCGCACAGUGUCGUCCCUGAAUGAGGCCGGCUUCACUGACAUCACGAUGUACGAAACGUUAUUACGCCCACACGAAGUUAACGAAGUACCAGCCCUACCCUCGAUUGCCACUGCAACCGAGAAGCUCAAACAACAUGAACGGAAGCGCGAGGACAAGCGCAUGCGACAAAUCGCAGCGUCUCAGGCGAAGCUUGUUGAAAAGCAACAGAAGCGUAAACGGGGCGACAACGACGAUGGCGAAGGAAGCGUCGAAGACACGAACGAAUCUAAGCGACUGAAAACUGGUGGCGAUGAUGAAUCAGAGGUCGCGAUGGUAGUGGAAGGCGUUGACGUGACGUCUCGUCAUCAAGAGUCGUCAGUGCAGGUACAGGAGAAAGCGCCUGCCAAGCCCGCCGUUUCUGUCGAGACAGAUUCCAUUGAGGACGCGGGCCAGCAGCAGGUCGUGUCCAGGGUGGUCCCCGAGGUCCGCGGCCACACCUCUUACCUCACAUUCGCCAUUCUACUCCCUCGUGUGGUUACCGCAUCUUACGCUAGCGCGAACGAGGCUUCUAAGGAAGCGACGCCAGACUCAUGA